GGCCAACACGGGGACACAUCCCGGCCUCCAGGGCCAACACGGGGACACAUCCCGGCCUCCAGGGCCAACACGGGGACACAUCCCGGCCUCCAGGGCCAACACGGGGACACAUCCCGGCCUCCAGGGCCAACACGGGGACACAUCCCGACCUCCAGGGCCAACACGGGGACACAUCCCGGCCUCCAGGGCCAACACGGGGACACAUCCCGGCCUCCAGGGCCAACACGGGGACACAUCCCGGCCUCCAGGGCCAACACGGGGACACAUCCCGGCCUCCAGGGCCAACACGGGGACACAUCCCGGCCUCCAGGGUCAACACGGGGACACAUCCCGGCCUCCAGGGCUAACACGGGGACACAUCCCGGCCUCCAGGGCCAACACGGGGACACAUUCCGGCCUCCAGGGCCAACACGGGGACACAUCCCGACCUCCAGGGCCAACACGGGGACACAUCCCGGCCUCCAGGGCCAACACGGGGACACAUCCCGGCCUCCAGGGCCAACACGGGGACACAUCCCGGCCUCCAGGGCUAAAAAGAGAGCUUGGGUCAACACGGGGACACAUCCCGGCCUUCAGGGCUAACACGGGGACACAUCUCGGCCUCCAGGGCCAACACGGGAACACAUCCCGGCCUCCAGGGCCAACACGGGGACACAUCCCGGCCUCCAGGGUCAACACGGGGACACAUCCCGGCCUCCAGGGCCAACACGGGGACACAUCCCGCCCUCCAGGGCCAACACGGGGACACAUCCCGGCCUCCAGGGCCAACACGGGGACACAUCCCGGCCUCCAGGGCCAACACGGGGACACAUCCCGGCCUCCAGGGCCAACACGGGGACACAUCCCGACCUCCAGGGCCAACACGGGGACACAUCCCGGCCUCCAGGGCCAACACGGGGACACAUCCCGGCCUCCAGGCCCAACACGGGGACACAUCCCGGCCUCCAGGGCUAACACGGGGACACAUCCCGGCCUCCAGGGCCAACACGGGGACACAUCCCGGCCUCCAGGGUCAACACGGGGACACAUCCCGGCCUCCAGGGUCAACACGGAGCAACACAUCCCGGCCUUCAGGGCUAACACGGGGACACAUCCCGGCCUCCAGGGCCAACACGGGGACACAUCCCGGCCUCCAGGGUCAACACGGGGACACAUCCCGGCCUCCAGGGCCAACACGGGGACACAUCCCGGCCUCCAGGGCCAACACGGGGACACAUCCCGGCCUCCAGGGCCAACACGGGGACACAUCCCGGCCUCCAGGGCCAACACGGGGACACAUCCCGGCCUCCAGGGCCAACACGGGGACACAUCCCGGCCUCCAGGGCUAACACGGGGACACAUCCCGGCCUCCAGGGCUAACACGGGGACACAUCCCGGCCUCCAGGGCCAACACGGGGACACAUCCCGGCCUCCAGGGCCAACACGGGGACACAUCCCGGCCUCCAGGGCCAACACGGGGACACAUCCCGGCCUCCAGGGCCAACACGGGGACACAUCCCGGCCUCCAGGGCCAACACGGGGACACAUCCCGGCCUCCAGGGCCAACACGGGGACACAUCCCGGCCUCCAGGGCCAACACGGGGACACAUCCCGGCCUCCAGGGCUAACACGGGGACACAUCCCGGCCUCCAGGGCCAACACGGGGACACAUCCCGGCCUCCAGGGUCAACACGGGGACACAUCCCGGCCUCCAGGGUCAACACGGGGACACAUCCCGGCCUUCAGGGCUAACACGGGGACACAUCCCGGCCUCCAGGGCCAACACGGGGACACAUCCCGGCCUCCAGGGCCAACACGGGGACACAUCCCGGCCUCCAGGGUCAACACGGGGACACAUCCCGGCCUUCAGGGCUAA
Procambarus clarkii (red swamp crayfish) is the source of this 1855-nucleotide messenger RNA. The record is from RefSeq and is a predicted model, not a curated record. NCBI's taxonomy places the organism in Eukaryota, Metazoa, Arthropoda, Malacostraca, Decapoda, Cambaridae.